Molecule: messenger RNA, 4059 nt
Organism: Vespula vulgaris
Lineage: Eukaryota; Metazoa; Arthropoda; Insecta; Hymenoptera; Vespidae
Product: pre-piRNA 3'-exonuclease trimmer-like
Exons: 12
Coding region: 2027-3748 (573 amino acids)
Biological process (GO): nuclear-transcribed mRNA poly(A) tail shortening
Cellular component (GO): endoplasmic reticulum; cytoplasm
Molecular function (GO): RNA binding; poly(A)-specific ribonuclease activity
Source: RefSeq, a predicted model, not a curated record
CGUCAGCUUCAUGAUCGAUUCUGAAUUUUUUUGAUAAUUGACAUCGUCGUAUUGAAUAAAGCGCAGUAAAAAUUUUCGAAACGCGUGAGAAGUCUUUGUCAAGUAUCAAUCAUUUUGAUUGAUAUAAAUAAUCAUGAUAUCAAUCAUCGAAAAUUAUUUUGAUUUCGAUUUGAAAUAAAAAAAAAAAUAAUAAAAUUCAUUAUAUUAUUCUUUAGUUAUUACUACAAAAGUUAUUACAUCAUUGUAGAAAAAAAAAGUGAUAUAAAGUAGAAGUCUUAAAAUAAAGUUAUAAAAUCAAUAAUUUUGACUAACGCAAUAGUUCUAAUAAUAAUAUUUUCGUAAUACGUGACAAAGAGAGAAUUAGGUUUGUUUCAACUCUAUGUGUACUUUUAUUCGGUACAAUUUCAAUGAUUCUCACAAUUGUCUUAUCACAUUUUUUGUUCUUAGAGAAUUUUUCAUUUUUGAUAUAAUUCAUUCAAGAAAAGUUACGGAAUAUAUCAAUUUAUUUGGAAGUUACAAAUAUAGAAACAUACAUUUAUUCGUGAUAGACACGGUUUAGAUAAAUAAAUCUUGUGAUUAUUGUUGAUUUAAAAUCGAUCGCGUUGAAUACACACCGAUUUAAAUUUUUAUAUGGGACAACAAAAAACUUUCAUGGCAUCAAUAUGGACAUGAUUGGAACAAAAGGAAUGAAACUUAGGCCAGGAGUAGAUAAUGAAAGCACGACUGGACAUAUUAAUAAGGACGAAUUUGUUUCCGUAUAUUUAGCAAUAAAUAAACAGUCAUCUUUAUUUAUCGAAAGACAUAGGUAUAUAAUAAUUUAAACAAUUAUUCUAGAUUUAUUUUUUAGUUUUUCUCGGAUAAGGCCUUCAAAUAUAGGUCUUUCUUUCUCUCCUGCUAUCUCUCUCUUUCUUUUCUAUUUUCUCAGGUAUAUAUAUAUAUAUCUAUUCUACGAAUAGAAUAAGGAAAAACCUGCAUACGCAUCGCAGGAGUAAUCCUAACGUGGACUUCAUUUUAUUCUUCGAAAUUCGAAAAUUAAGAACGGUCGUGCUUAAUAAUGAAUUCUCGGUAAGAUCGUAUCACUUUAGAACGAAGAUUUCAAAAUUGAGUGACUAUGGAUCUUUAGAUGGAGUAAUCUCCAUGUGGUGAGACCUAAGUUUAUCCUUGCAAUAUAUAGUAAUCUAAUUCGAUGCAAAUACUAUCGGGCGAAUGGUUGCAUAUUUCAAUACAUUUUCAAAAUCUUUUUAACUAAUUCUAAUUAAACAUUAUAGUACUUAUAUUUUACAUUCUUAAUCAUAUUUCGAUAGAUAUAUAGAUUAGUAGAAUUUUUAAAUAAUUUCUUGAAAAAAGCAUUGAUAAAUACUAAUUUCUUUAUUCCAUUUUAUUCUGAUUUAUUUUCAUUUUUUCAGAUUAAAUACUAUAUUUUCUAUUGUACUUAUGUUGUAAUUAUAUUCGUGAUUAUAUAUUUUCGAAUUCUAUGUAAUAAGAAUUUUCUGUUUACCGUUACUGCUAUUAUCUUUUAUAUAUUAUAUUUUAGUUAUUCCAUCGCAAAUAAUAUCGUCCUAAUGAUUGUUUAAUACUUUUUAAUUAUUUGUAUAAAUUUAAAUAAAUUAAGAUAGUAAAAUUUAUAUUUAUAUGUAUAUUUAAAUUAUACAGUAAAAUUAUCAAGGACUUUUCAAUUUAGUUUAUCAUCAGAGAAGUAUAAUAUUUUCUUACCGUUAUCGAAUGUACUAUUUUUAUUACAUACAAACAUUUUUUUUACAUAUCUUGUAUUGAUUGUUUGUUUAUAUUGUAGGGAGUUUACACGCCGAUGCUGUGAUAUGGACAGUAUUUCUCUAUUGUACUUGUAGUUUAUAUUUUGUCCGAUUGGUAAGUCGUAUUUUAUCGCUGAACAAAAGGUAACGUUACGAACAAAAGGUAACGAAGAGUCCUGUACUCUCUCUUUACUAUUUUGAAAUCGUUUGCGCUUGCAUGAUAUAAGAAAAAGUUUUUUCUCUAUAAGUAUAAUAAAAAUAAAUUACUUAUAAAAAUGAUGAUCAACGUCAACAAACAAAAUUUCCAAAAACUGUAUCCGACAAUAAAGACUUCUUUAGAAAACGCACAGGUUAUUGCUAUCGAUGCAGAAUUUAGUGGAUUAGAAAGUGAUGAUUCUUCAAAGUCAAGUCUUUUUGAUACUAUAGAAGAAAGAUACCAAAAGUUAAGAAAAAAUUGUGAAAAAUUUAUAAUUGUUCAAUUUGGUAUUACUUGCAUCGAACAAGUACCUUGUCAGAAUGAAUAUAAUACUAAAAUAUUCAAAUUUUUCCUUUUUCCUGCAUCUAUACCAAUAAAAAACAGACAAUUCUUAUGGCAAGUUGCAGCAAUAGAGUUUUUAUCUUUAAGUGGCUUCAAUUUUAACAAGGUGGCUUAUGAUGGUAUCUCGUACCUUAAUGAAGUUGAAGAAUUUACAUUUAAACGAUAUUUAGAAGAUAAUAAUAUGAUCAGAAAUAUUAAUAAUAUGUCAUACAAAGAGGGAGAUGAAAUUAAAAGGGCCAUUGAUAAUGUAGCUAACUGGUUAGAAUUUUCUGGUGAUCCAGAUGAGGAUCCAGAAUAUAUUGUCUUGAAAAUUUCUGUAAGUUCUGUUAAUUUGCAAUACCUUCUGCAGAAAAUAUUACGAAGUCGUUUUUCAAGAAUCUGGACCACAUAUAAUAACGAAGAGAUAACAGUAAUUAAGGUAUCAUUAGAGAUACGAAGAAUGUUAGAAAGAGAAGAAGGAGACAUAUUAAACAAGGCCUUGUUAGAUUCAUAUAUAGGAUUUUCAAAAGUAUUUAAGCUCUUGGUCGAGUUAAAGAAACCUAUUGUUGGACAUAAUAUUUUACUUGAUCUGAUAUAUAUGUUCAAAUUAUUUUAUAAACCUUUACCAAAGAGAUAUAAUGAAUUUAAGGUUGAAGUACAUCGUUUAUUUCCCAUUAUUUAUGAUACCAAAUAUUUAAGUUACCAACUGAGAGAUGAAAUUUCAUUGUUUCCACCAGGUUCCCCAUAUACGCUUGAUGCUCUUUAUAAAUUCUUUUCUGAAGAAAGGAGGAGAUUUAUAUUAAAUUCACCUAUUAUAGAAACUAAUUAUAAACUAGGAGAUGUAGUCCCUCAUGAUUCCGGUUGGGACUCAUACUUUACUGGAUAUAUAUUUAUUAAAAUGGCACAUGUAAUUGCUGUCAAAAAAUAUGGAAAGGGUUUAGAAUAUAGAUCUGUAACCAACACAGAAGUAUUGAAUAGUUUACAAGAGUACUUAAAUUGUAUAAACUUAUCACGUGCUUCCACUUUUUAUUUGAAACUUGAUGGUAAAGAUCCAAAAUCAGAAAGACCACAGUGGCUGUUUGUAAGAACAUCGGUGAAUUAUGAUAUAGAUCAGAUUAUCCAGAAAUUAUCCGCUUUUGGAACUGUUGAUGUAAAAUCUUUCAUAGAAGGUUGUGCUUUGGUAGCUGUUGCAAAUCAUGGGAGUAUGGAGCUGUUUCGAAGCAAGGUGGCAGACCUAUUUUGGAUCCUCUCCAAGGGCAGUCGCGUCUACUCGUCGUUGCAUUUACAAAUUGUUACUUUGUUGCACGUGAUUUCUUCUUCGUACGUCUUAACUACGGUGACCUGGAAUUUUGAGAAACUUAUGAUUUUCCGAGCCCGUUUACGAGGAAACGAUUAUCGUUUGAUCGGUAAUAAAUAUAGAAGAAAGUUAAAGGAAGCAGCUGUAAAAGUGACACCAGGAGAAAAAAGAAAACAGAGGUAAGCGACCUAACAUCGACGCAGAUUAUUAUUGGUCAAUUGGAUAACAAUAGAGCUCAUACCAAUCGUCGAUAUUUUUUAACAUAUUCGAUCGAAUUCCUUCGUUUUAACGGAGAUAUUCUGCGAUUCAUGGAAAUAGCUAGGAAUGGAAAAAUGUUUACAAGGUAAAUCAAUUUUAUCUACACAUCUAAUCGUUAUGAUAGUUGGAUGUACCUAAUCAUAACAUCUUUGGAUCAGGAUUUAUUAUUUCAGUCAGUAUCUUCAAUGAUCAAGAACCAUCUUCUAUUUUUGUUAUAAUAAAUUCGUGAAUGUUAA